Messenger RNA from Dicrocoelium dendriticum, 1464 nucleotides. NCBI's taxonomy places the organism in Eukaryota, Metazoa, Platyhelminthes, Trematoda, Plagiorchiida, Dicrocoeliidae. The record is from the annotation of a GenBank genome assembly.
GACACAUUUGCGUGCGCGUGGGUAGGCAGUCUCGUGUGCACUGAGCAAAAGUGGAAGUUUGCCGCAAAAACCGAUCAUAGUGAAAUCUCUACCAACCCGAAACGGUGUGGCCUGAAAUUGGUACGCACUGCAGAGAACACAAAUGUAAACCGCAGUGGUGUCGUCACUUGACAAGCCGUCUACAUUUCAGCUGAAUCACUGGGCCUCAUCCUCGUCUUGACGUACGGGAACUGACUGAGGAUGAGUAGAAAAGGUGGCCUCAGUCUCCCGCACAAGCGAAAGGAAGUCAGUCAGGACAGAUUGAAGCAACUGGUAUCAGAACUGCGUGAAAUGGCCACAAGCAGACACGCUCCUUUACCAAGCGAACCUGAUUAUUUUACAAAUGAAAAAACGUUAACCCGAUUCAUCAAAGCCAGAAAGUACGUGCUCAAAGAUGCAUACAAACAGUUGGCGGCCGCAAUCGAGUGGCGCAGGGAGUAUCGACCUAAUCAAGUGGAGUGCAUUUGGUGCGCAGAGCAACCAGGAUACCAUGGGAUCCGUCAAGUGGGGUUCGAUUCGGAACAAAGGACAGUGAUGUACGCGUGUUUCGCCCAAUGCCAUACCAACAAAAACACCGCCGAGGACGUGAUUGCCCACGUGCUCUACCUAGUGGAAAACGCUAUACGCUGUUCAGAAGCUUUGGCAGAUGAAUUAGUCAUUGUGGUGGACUGCACAGGUUUCAGCUUGCCAUGCUGCAAUCCAAAAAUUGGCAAGCAAUUUGUCCAAACAUUCGCCAACAACUACCCCGAACACUUAAAUCGUUUCUACUUGAUAAACCACAACCCGAUACUACAAGGAGUAUGGAAGACGAUUAAAGUGUUUGUCGAUCCGAAUACGGCGAAAAAAGUGAAGCUGGUUAAGAAGGAGAGAUUAGAGUCAAUAUUCGAAGAACGCUUCGGAACCGAAUUAGCUGCUUGGUUGAGAGAAGAGAUACGGCUGAACAGGACAUCGAUUAGCGAGGCCCAACUGCGAUUCUGGCAAGCACCGCAAGACCCUGGAGUCCAUGAUCCACGAGGAGCACCGAGUUACGUGAGGAAAUACAUCGAACCGCUAGAACAACGCCGGAAGCAAAUCCCGAAUGAGUUGUUGAAACUUUCCGUUUUGGGCCGAAACGUCCACAUGCCCCACCCCAACAUUAUAAACGAACUGAAUGGUCAGCUGAAGGAUUAUAAACUUGUUGGUUCGAGAAAUCAGAAGCAGAAUUUGACCAAGGAAGAAUUAGAAGAGUACGGUGUCUGUCUCACAAAUCAGAUGAGCUGCGACGAUGAUGACGACGACAGCACAAGCACCGGAACAAGCCCCAACUCGCGAAACUCCCCUUAACAGUCGAACGCUCAAACCGUGAUCUCCAAUGCAGCCGUCUCGGCAAUAAAGAUGUGAAUAUCAAGUUUGCCUUCGAUAUACUUGAGUUUUUAGCAGGAAAAU